Molecule: messenger RNA, 427 nt
Organism: Acanthoscelides obtectus
Lineage: Eukaryota; Metazoa; Arthropoda; Insecta; Coleoptera; Chrysomelidae
Source: the annotation of a GenBank genome assembly
CCGGGCGACCUUCGCCGCACAUUGAGUGAGUGCGAAGUGCGUGAACAGCGGAACAGCUUAACGUUGAACAAUGGAUAAAAAGUGUCAGGAUAACAGAGCCAGCCAGAAAAAUAGCAACAAUCCGGAAUACUGGAAAGUCAGGGGAUAUCAAGAUCGGCCCAAAGACUGGAAAGAUCAAAGCAGUAAAAGCUUCUCAAGUAUGUCUAAGGAUGCCCAAGACUACAGAUCGAGACAGAUGAAUCCGAAUAACCAAGCCUACUAUAAAAAGUAGCGUUACGUGUAACUACCGCAAUCCCACGGCAUCUACAGUACAUCCACAUCGAUAAAUAAUGCGUAUAUAAAUUUAGCCUCACCUGUAACAGAUGGCCAUAGUUCCAGCUUCAUUCAGCGUCUUUGGAGGUACAGGCUGACCACUUGGGUUCUUUAU